Messenger RNA from Ramularia collo-cygni, 7587 nucleotides. Its product is annotated as related to DRIM (Down-regulated in metastasis)-like proteins. Gene Ontology annotation, cellular component: nucleolus; small-subunit processome; 90S preribosome. The transcript has a single exon. Bases 1 to 7587 code for a protein of 2528 amino acids. The record is from RefSeq and is a predicted model, not a curated record. Lineage: Eukaryota; Fungi; Ascomycota; Dothideomycetes; Mycosphaerellales; Mycosphaerellaceae.
AUGAAGAAAUCUGGUGCGAAACCGAACCGGAUUGUCAAGGCGAAAAAGAAUGCGCGACGGAGCACGCCGCACACGAAAAACUAUCGCUUUCAGUCCUUCUCCGACCGCAUUACAAACCUCAAAAUCGACCCGGUGCGACGGAAGCGACAUGUAGAAAAGGAGGAGGUUGUCGAGGAGAACACUCAUUCCUACUUUGGGAGUUCGUUGGAGGCAUGGAAGGACACCAAUCUAUCGCAGACUUUUACCGAUUUUGCGCGGGCAGCCACUCCGUUGAGCGACAACUUGCCCAUGGUCCUGCACAAUGAGGAGGGAAUCAUGAAUUUGCUGGUGGAAUACAUCGAAAAGGGAGAUGAGCUGGCAAUGGAGCCGCUACUGGCCCUUUUGGCACAUUUUGCGCAUGAUUUGGACACUCGCUUCGAGGCGCAUUUCCAGCGAGCCGUCUCCACUGUAGCGGCCAUUGCAGCAAAGCAUCCGGACUUUGCGGUCAUUGAGUGGAGUUUCACAUGUCUAGCAUGGUUGUUCAAGUAUCUGUCCAGAUUAUUGACUCCCGAUUUGCGUCCACUAUACGAUCUCCUCGCACYAUACCUGGGCCAGAAAGAGGUGAAGCCCUUCAUCGUGCGAUUCACCGCGGAAGCCCUCAGUUUUCUCCUCCGAAAGGCUGCUGUCAUCUACCAGCGAGAUGAGGAACCUCUGGACCGUGUUAUGGAGCACAUGCUCAAGGACUGCAAGAACACCAUGGCGAACACUUCCGCAGACCUACUCCAGCAGGGUACCAUGACUCUGCUUACGGAAUCCGUCAAAGGUAUACAGCAUGGGAUCCAUUCGAGCGGAGUUCCCGUGAUGUUGAGUUUUUUCAAGCAUGCCGAGGAAAAUCUGGACGAUGGCGACCAGGUCAUGGAGAACGUCGCAUCAGGAGUGCUGACCAGUCUGAUACAUCACUGUAUGGACGGAUCGUUUCAGACAAUCCUUGAUGCCCUCUUGGCUUACAUCGACAAGACCAUCCUCACACCUACAAACCAAAAUGUGCGCUUCUGCAGCACUAUGCUCUUUACAGUCAUUUCCGUCCGCAAAGGUUCGCGGAUAUCAGAUUGGAAGGCCGUCAUGAAGGCGGUAAAAGGAUUAAUCACCGCAGCGGGCGGAUUGCCGGAGCUCACAUAUGUCGCUGCACAUCCAGCACUUGCUCUAUUGGCCAUAGCAUUACAAACAUCAUCCAUCGAUGCAGUGCUCGCGACCAGGCAGACCAUUGAAAACCUACGGAGCGGCAAGUGGUCGAAAUACUUUCUCACUUUCUGCGACAUGGUAUCGCGACUCGGGUUGGAGAGGUUCAACGACUUUGUCCUUUCACAUCUUCAGAAGUUCGUUUUGGAGCAUUCACAAACUGCGAGCCUCGAGUUGUGCACAUUGCUGCCCAGGUUUGCCAAAAGCAAGCCGGGCACGAAGUUCAAGUGCCCUUCAAAGAUGGUUGACGCACUUUUGACUGAUAUCUCUGCUGUUGAGUCCGGACUGAACGACGCAUCAGAAGACAAAACUGUACUGGGAAGAGCGAACAUGGCAUUAUCAGCACUGCCAUAUCUGGUGUCUGAAAAGGAACAAAAUGAGAGAUUAGAGACGCUUCUCCUGGGAUUGGUGCGCAAAGGACUUGAUCAGGGCGGAGCUCUUCAAGAUUUUGCACUCGGACCUGGCUUGGAGCAUGAUCUUGUGCAACGUGAAGACAUCACCGACACCGAGAUUUUGGAUUUGUGGAUUCCUCUUUGCGCUGCCAGUUCGGAUCUUGCUUCAUUGCCAAGUUUCUGGUCCAAUCUAGUCCGCUUCAUCAAGAAAUGCAAACCGUCCAAUGUCACGGGCCCACACAUUGAGACGCUUGAGAGCUCGCUUGUGGCUUCCCUUUGCUCACCAUCACACUCUAUCCGAACAGAUGCCUUGCACAUCCUGCAGGCGCUUUACCGUAUCAGAGACAUUCCCGAGCCAGAAGCUCUAGCUGCAGCCAUAACGAUCGAAUCAACUCCAGCGUCACUCGAUACCGCACGCUCAAUUUCGAUGAACAUUCGUAGAAUGGCAUCCGAAUUUGCCAAGCUUACAGAGGACGAUUUGAUGGUUCGCGCAAUUCCCACGUACUGCUUCGGAUUGCUCCAUGUGCAGCUUUCACAGGCCUGGGAUGAUGCAACGACCGCCUUAGCGUCCAUGUGCCAGUCGAAAGCGGGUGAAGAUGUCGUGAUGACACUAGCUCAAUCUUGGAUAGAUGGGAAAGCUUCCACCGAGGAUGAUGAGGUUCAGCUUCCAACCAUUGUAGACGUCGACACCGAUGGUUUCAAGGUGUUCUCGGAUUUCGAAUGUCCGAACUUGGCCAAGAUAUCUGCCAUCUCCAAGCAAGUUUUCACGGAGCCGUUGAGCGGCCUCCCAUCUCCAACGCAAAAGCUCGCCCUCGAUUUGAAGCGUGUGCCAGUCAUUACACCCACUGCUCGAAGCCAAGCUUUACGGGUGUUGCACAAGAUACCGCACAUUGCCGAAAAACGGUCACGCAUAUUGGUGCCGGUCCUUUUGAAAUGGGCAGCGGGCUCGCAGUCUCAGUCUGCGGACGAAGACACCGCAGACCGCUGGGCAAGAAAAGAUCAAAAAGCGAUGCUAGCCGUCUUUUCGCAGUUUUUCAAUCCAUCCGUUCUAUUCCGUUCAAGCGAGGUACACACCGCUCUGCUUGCGCUGUGCGCAAACGGCGAUGUCGAGAUUCAGCAAUCCGCACUCAAGGCAAUCUUGGCUUGGAAAGAGACUUCUGUUGUAAGAUACAAGGAACAUCUGACCAACUUGCUGGACGAAGCUCGUUUCCGCGAAGAGCUCUCGGUGUUCCUGCGAGGGGAGUCAAGGGACGAAGAAGAGGGCAUUCGACCAGAAGACUACGCCGGACUCAUGCCUGUACUUCUGAGAGUUCUAUACGGAAGAGCUGUUGCAGGUGGCAAAGAGGGACAGGCUGGUCGGCGAAAGGCGAUCUUUGUCGCCCUGUCACGGUUCGGUCGUGACACACUGGRACAGUUCCUGGACAUUGCACUUUCUUCUGUCGUGGAUCUUCAAAGCAAGUUUGACAUCACCGAGUCGGGUACAAAGGCACCACUCCGCCAACAGUUGGGUAUGAUGUACAUGUUGAACGAUMUGCUGCAAGUCCUGGGAGCAGAGCUCGAACCUUCCAUCUCGAAACUCAUGAAUGGUAUCCUGGCUUGCACUGCGAACGCAUCGCGGAUGGUUGAGAAGAGCUCCGCGGAGGAGGAAAGCGCAGAUCUGGCCAUGCUGCGAUCCAUUCGUCAAACGGGCGUCCAGUGUUUGGUUAAGAUUUUUUCGACCAUGAGUGACUUCGACACCAGAUAUUACGGACAACUCAUCGCAGGCAACCUGAUUGUCCCGCGACUUCAAGCCUUUGCAAAUGAGAACGCGCAGUCGGUUUCUGGUAGUCUGCGGCUCAUCUCAGCUUGGACAGCCCAUCCCACAACUGCCACACUCUUCACAAGAACCGGAGGUCAGAUGCUCGAAAGUGUAGCUGCUCUGCUGCAGAGUCCCCACUCCAAGGAUGAAGUCCGUCUAUUCAUCCUGCAGCAUAUCUUGGAUAAUUUGUUCCACGACACCAUUGAAAACGAAAUCCUUCAGCCAAGAGUCUCAGGCUUCGUUCAAGCCAUCGGCGCGGUCAUCGAGCAACAACCUAACARAGAGAUCUUGGACGCCUGUGUCAAAUCUUUCUCCAUGCUUGCUGGGCGUAUAACCUCGCAAAACGAAGCAGUGAUUGUCACGAGGAUUUGCACAGAUCUACUAAAGAAGCCGGGCAAGGCAGUUUCUCCGUGGAUCAAAACUGGCCUACUCCGGACUCUGGCACCUUUGAUCGAGAGAUUCGAGGUCAGCGGCGCCAAGGAGAGCCUGUAUCCUGCUCUUUGCGCACUAUUCUCAAGAUUGAAGGACUCAGAGAGCCGCAUCUUGCUUGCCGACGUCUUGUCGAAGCUGGUUCGCGAUGACGAGAAGCUAGUGUAUGCGGCGAGCAUCUGCGCGGACAUGAACGCUGCCGGGACACGACUGGACGAGCCGGACCACGAACGACGCGAUAUGGCUUUCAAGAAAGUAUAUCAAGACUUCGCGACGCUGAGCCUGGAACAAUGGCUUCCUAUCGUGCACAAUUGCCUCUUUUACAUUCGUGAUGGCGAAGAUCGAGUUAACAGGACUAGCUCGUCACGCGCCUUGGAGCUGUAUAUCGACGCUGCUGCUGAUCAUGAGUCGGAGUCUACGUGGCUAGUCUUCACUGAACAAUCAAUUCUCGCAGGCAUUGAAUUUGGCAUCAAGGAACAAAGUGAGUUAGUUCGAAGCGAGUACCUCGCUGUUCUGGGACAUCUGGUUGAGAAGCUUCCCGCUUGGCAGAAGAUCCAGGGCAUGCAAGGACUGUUAGUUGGCGGUGAUGAAGAAGCGAGCGUUUUCACGAACUUGCUCCACAUCCAACAGCAUCGACGAUUGCGUGCGCUGAGAAGAGUGAAGGAGGAAUCAGCCAAUCUCGGCUCAGCCAAUGUUAGCAAGAUCUGGAUUCCCCUUGUCGAACACUUCGUCUUUGAUGCCGAUGGUGGAGACGCUGGUCGUGGACUGGCAGACGAGGGUGUUCUCACUAUCGGYGCAAUGGCAACAGCUCUCUCCAAGACGGCUUUCCGCGGGACCUUCACCAGAUACGCUGGUUAUCUCAAGACUAGACCCGACUUCGAAAAGAUCGUGCUAAGAUUGCUUGGUGCGCUGGUCGACGGCAAGAAGAAAGAAGAUGGCGACUCAGAUACCAAGGCCAUUCUCUCUGAACAGCUUCCGCCCUUGAUGGAAUACCUCCACAAAAAGGACGAAUCGACUGUUGAUAGGCGAAUGCCCGUUGCUGUUACGAUCGUGAAGCUCCUCAAAUCUCUGCCCGAGGAAGAAUUCAAGGCAAGACUGCCGGCCGUUCUGACGGACGUGUCGCAUGUCUUGAGAAGUAAGAGUCAAGAGGCUCGAGAUCAGACAAGGAAGGCACUGGCAACUAUCGCCUCGCUUGUUGGUAGUCAAUACUUCGGCUUCAUCUUGAAAGAACUGAGAGGUGCGCUGAAGCGAGGACCGCAAUUACAUGUGUUGAGUUACACAGUGCAUUCGCUCCUCGUGCAAGGCAACUUUGAGACUGGCGAGCUGGCCGAAUGCUUGCCACAUCUCAUGAUGGUCGUCAUGGAUGAUGUGUUUGGUGAGACUGGCGCUGAGAAAGAUGCAGAGGAGUAUCGAAGUGCCAUGAAGGAAGUGAAGAGCAGCAAGUCAUUUGAUACUCUGGAACUUCUGGCUCGCACAACAGCCGUGAAGCAGCUCGGUGCUCUUGUUGCUCCCAUCAGAAGUCUUCUUGAGGAAAAGGUCGACAUGAAGACUGUGAAGAAAGUUGACGAACUCUUCAUUCGCUUGCGUAAGGGUCUGGACAUGAACCCCGAGAGCGAUAGCACGGAAAUGCUUACGUUUUGCUGGGAGAUUGUUCAGACCGUGCGUCUGGAGACAGAAGCCAAAGCCGUUGCAAAGGCGCCCAAGAAGGUGGAUGAGAGGGUGCAACGCUAUCUCAUUCAACCGGAAGAGCCCAAGAAGUCUAAGAGUCGCGGUUCCACAGCAUCAUACUCCUUCAAGCUCAUCAGCUUCUCGCUCAAUCUGCUCAGAAAGAUUCUCAAAAGGCAUGAAGACUUACAAACGCCGCAAAAAAUGAAAGGAUUCUUGCCUGUUGCUGGAGAUGCGCUCGUAGUUGGACAAGAAGAAGUCAAACUCGCGGCUUUGCGAUUCUUGGCUACAAUCAUGCGCGUAGCAGGUCUGACAGAACUAGACGAGAACGCUCCCGUCUACUUGAAGGAGUCGUUCGACCUUCUCAAGGCUGCGCCAUCUCUUACCACAGACUCUGCAAAGGCCGCACUGGAACUCGUUACUUCUGUCCUGAGAGAACGAAGAAGCGUGAUCGUCAAAGAGCGGGAUCUUGCGCUACUGCUCAAGAAGCUCAAAACGGAUAUCGACGAGCCAGAUCGACAAGUGAUUGUCUACAAAUUCCUUCGAGCAGUUCUCGGGAGGAAGAUUGUCAUGGCGGAAGUCUAUGAAGUCUUGGAUGCGGUUGGCGAAGUCAUGGUUCAGAACCCCACUGGCAGUAUCCGAGAAGCUGCGAGAAGCGCUUAUCUGCAAUUCGUUCUGGAAUACCCUCAAGGCAAAGAUCGAUGGGUCAAGCAGACRACGUUCCUCACUGCGAAUCUGAAAUUUGAACAUGCGAGUGGAAGGAUGAGCGUCAUGGAGUUUUUGAGCUUGUUGGUUGRAAAGGUCAGCGAGGAGGUUCUUGGUGAGAUUGCCGGGACUAUUUUCCUACAUCUCAUGCCUGUUCUUUGCAGUGAUGUUGAUGCAAAGUGCCGGGCAAUGUCGGGACUAUUGAUCGGAAGGAUCUUUGAGAGGGUUGGAGAAAAAGAGCUGGCGAAGAUGACUGCCUUGAUGGGCAAGGGGUCUUGGUUGGGCGAAGGAAAGAAAGCCGAGGUCAGGGGAGGCGCGCUGCAGUGCUGGAGUAUCCUACUCCGCUCAAGGGAGAAUCUUCUCAAGAAGCAGCUCGAAAUCCUUCGCGGAGAUGUUCAGGAUGUGCUUGAUGGUGGUGCCGAAGAUGGAGAGCUGGUACAGCCGCAACUCGUGCUGCAUGCCUUACGCACAAUGACUGCUCUUGUCGACGUUGCGCCUGAUGUUGCCUUGAGCAAGUCUGCUGCAGGACUCUGGACGGCGCUGAGAAGUCUUCCUGUCAACUCCGAGACGAUGGAAGCUAUCCAGGAAACUGUCGCCAAUCUGCUCGGAACGUUCUUUACGGACGUCGCAAGCUCGAGCUCCAAAACACCCAAGGGUCUUGCUGGGCUGCCACUCCGCGGCACUGGUGGACUGGAGAUCUCUGGACAGGACAUGCGACAACUUUGCUCGACGGAGCUACGCGCUCUUCGUGCCAUUGUCUUCAAGACAAGCGACGUGUUGAUUACCCAGAUUGUACGCAACCUGGUGUUCUUGGGUMGUUGCUUUGCCGCAAACGGAAUGAUCUGGAACGAAAAGGCGGAAGAAGACGAAGACUCGGACGACGCCGAAGAAGACCAAAAGACAACGCCACCAGAAAGCAACACUGCUCUGGAGUACCUCUUCCGCCGCCUAUCUUCUGCCCUUCAAGCAGACAAAUUUGCGCUCGCAUCUCGCAACGCAGCAUUGCAAACCAUCUCCGCUCUCCUAAACCAACUGGAAACCGUGCCGGCUCUACAGCACGUUCUCCGCCCACUGUACAAUCYCACGGAUAGUUCCAUCCCGCAGCCUCCAGGAGAGCUAUACAAAGCGCUCGCAGACAAAGCACAGGAAGUCAUGGACGUCAUCCAAAAGAAAGUCGGCGCGGAACAUUUCGUGGAAGAAUUGGGCAAGGUACGAGCGCAAGCCAAGGGCCGACGAGAAGGACGACGACAGAAGAGAAGAAUUGAAGCUGUUGCUGAGCCUGAACGGUGGGCCAAGGAGAAGAAGAAGAAGUAUGAGAGUAAAAAGAUCAAGGCGAAGAGUAAGGGCGAGGAAGCUAGGGGCAAAAGGAGGGGUUGGUAG